GCUCAGAUCUUAUUAAACACCAUCGUGUUCAUACUGGAGAGAAACCUCAUGAAUGUAGUGAAUGUGGGAAAGUGUUUAGCCAGAGGUCACACUUUGUUACACACCAGAAAAUCCAUACUGGAGAGAAGCCCUAUCAGUGCACUGAAUGUGGCAAAGUCUUCAGGCAGCGUUCCCUCCUUAUUCAACAUCAGAGAAUUCAUAGUGGUGAGAAGCCCUAUGAAUGUAAGGAAUGUGAGAAACUCUUCAUGUGGCACACAGCUUUCCUCAAACAUCAGAGACUGCAUGCUGGAGAGAAACUUGAAGAAUGUGAGAAAACCUUCAGCAAGGAUGAGGAGCUUAGGGAAAAGCAGAGAAUUCACCAGGAAGAGAAAGCUUAUUGGUGUAAUCAGUGUGGUAAGAAUUUCCAGGGCAGCUCAGACCUCAUCAGACAUCAGGUAACUCAUACAGGAGAGAAACCAUAUGAAUGUAAAGAAUGUGGGAAAACUUUCAAUCAGAGCUCAGACGUUGUAAGACAUCAUAGAAUUCACAGUGGAGAAAAACCUUAUGUAUGCAACAAAUGUGGGAAAUCUUUUAGGGGCAGCUCAGAUCUUAUUAGACACCAUCGUGUUCAUAUUGGAGAGAAACCCUAUGAAUGCCCUGAAUGUGAGAAGGCCUUCAAUCAGAAUUCACACCUUGUUAGUCACCAAAGAAUUCAUACCAGAGAGAAACCCUUUGAAUGUAGCAACUGUGGUAAGGCCUUCAGUGGGUAGAUAGGUUUUCUUAAACACCAGAAACUUCACAUUGGAAAGGAAUUUGAGGACCCUAAGAAUCUACAAACAGGACCUAUUCUAAUAGGUAGCAGCAACCUAAUGAUGUAGUAAAACUAGGAAAAGCCUGAUGGAGACUACAUCUUAUUGCAUUACAAAUGAGUUUUAUUGUUAGAAAAUUCAUGUGAAGGUGGGAAAGUAGAGAAAAGUCCUACUGGAUGAAAAACAUGUAAGUAGAAUCAAGUGGAAAAGCUAAAAGCUCUUGGACAUAGUCGCCUUUUUUUUCUGUCUCAGAGUUGACACUAGAAUAUGGUCCCAAGGAUGUAACUUUUUAAAUUAUUUAUUUAUUUGUUUAAAUGCAAAGAGGCAAGGUCUCACUCUGUUGCCCAGGCUGGUCUCAAACUGGGGGCUCAAGCAGUCCUUCCUCCUCAGCCUCCCAAAGUGUUGAGAUUAUAGGCAUGAGCCACUGCACCACCCCAAGGGUAUAAUUACUUGAGAAUGUUUUAGGGGAUGUCUAUCAUUGUUAAAAGCAUUGUAAAUCACUUUGGCAACAACCACAAAACUAAAUUUUUCAUGGAAAGAGCCAUUUCAAUCGUGUCUUCCUAGUCCAGUGACAAGUUUAAAUUUGGGGAAAAAAAAAAACCCUGUGUUUUGGUCAAAGCAUUGGUUUAUUCAGAGGAAAAAA
Cebus imitator (Panamanian white-faced capuchin) is the source of this 1431-nucleotide messenger RNA. RefSeq names its product zinc finger protein 594-like. The record is from RefSeq and is a predicted model, not a curated record. NCBI's taxonomy places the organism in Eukaryota, Metazoa, Chordata, Mammalia, Primates, Cebidae. The coding region runs from base 246 to 749 and encodes 167 amino acids. The transcript has a single exon.